Molecule: messenger RNA, 375 nt
Organism: Tripterygium wilfordii
Lineage: Eukaryota; Viridiplantae; Streptophyta; Magnoliopsida; Celastrales; Celastraceae
Exons: 2
Coding region: 1-375 (124 amino acids)
Source: RefSeq, a predicted model, not a curated record
AUGAACGCCAAGCAGGCCGAGGGUACUCCCAUGAGAGAGCAUAUGCUCAAGGUCAUGGAGUACCUCUAUGAAGCCUUGGAUCUUGGUGCUGAAAUCGAUGGACAAACGCAGGUGGAUAUGGUCUUGGAGACCCUGUCAAGCUCAUUCUCCCAGUUCAAGUUGAACUUCAACAUGAACAAGAUGGAGAUGUCUUUUCCAAUGCUUAUGAAGGAACUUCAAUCCGCUAAGCAGAUAAUGGGAAAGGAGAAGCAGGUCCAUUUUGUUAAGGUUUCUAAUUCUGGGCCCAAAAAGCUUAAGAAUAAGAGGAAGCAAGCCACUGCUGCCAAAGGCCCAAAGAUAAAGAAAAAGGGGGUUUUAGGAAACCAGGAAACUUAA